Messenger RNA from Panicum hallii, 1448 nucleotides. Its product is annotated as homeobox-leucine zipper protein HOX6-like. Lineage: Eukaryota; Viridiplantae; Streptophyta; Magnoliopsida; Poales; Poaceae. Gene Ontology annotation, molecular function: sequence-specific DNA binding; DNA-binding transcription factor activity, RNA polymerase II-specific. The record is from RefSeq and is a predicted model, not a curated record. Bases 375 to 1094 code for a protein of 239 amino acids. Gene Ontology annotation, cellular component: nucleus. The transcript is spliced from 2 exons. Gene Ontology annotation, biological process: positive regulation of DNA-templated transcription.
GAGAUAGAGAGAGGGAGGAUAGGGAUCGGGAGCGAAUUCUGUGCCCCUGCCCGGCCCGCGACAGCGACGCGGGCGGCACAGCGGGGCUCGCGGGCUACAGAGACGCGAGGGGGCGAGGGAGAGGGACAGGCCGCGCGCGCACGCCACCGCGCUCCAUUGGACGCCCCGUUGCCAUCACGCCGAUUAAACUAGUCGAUCGCCCGGCCUCGCCAGCUUGCUUGCUUCUCGCCUGCGAUCCGGCUGCCCCCCGUUUGUUUCCUCCUUCCUCUUCCCCAGCAGCAGGGAAGGCAGGUGGUUCGGCGAGCGAGCGAGCUAGGGGAGGCUAGCCUAGCUCUAGGUAAGGGGGUGAGCCAGGUCGUCAUCGUCCGGCGGCCAUGGAGGGCGAGGAUGACGUGCCGGAGUGGAUGAUGGAGGUCGGCGGCGGCGGGGGCAAGGGCAAAGGCGGCGGCGGCGGGCUGGACAAGAACAAGAAGCGCUUCAGCGAGGAGCAGAUCAAGUCGCUCGAGUCCAUGUUCGCGACGCAGACCAAGCUGGAGCCGCGCCAGAAGCUGCAGCUGGCGCGGGAGCUCGGCCUGCAGCCGCGCCAGGUCGCCAUCUGGUUCCAGAACAAGCGCGCGCGCUGGAAGUCCAAGCAGCUCGAGCGCGAGUACUCGGCGCUCCGCGACGACUACGACGCGCUCCUCUGCAGCUACGAGUCGCUCAAGAAAGAGAAGCACGCGCUGCUCAAGCAGCUGGAGAAGCUAGCCGAGAUGCUGCAGGAGCCGCGGGGGAAGUACGGCGGCAAUGCCGGCGCCGGCGCCGGGGAAGACAUGCGCCCGGGCGCCGGCGGCAUGAAGGAGGAGUUCGCGGACGCUGGGGCGGGGCUCUACUCCUCCGAGGCCGCCGACGGCGGCAAGUUCGCGCACUUCACGGACGACGACGCCGGCGCCCUCUUCCGGCCGUCGCCGCAGCAGCCGCCCGCGGGGUUCACCAUGUCGGGGCCGCCGGAGCCGCACCAGCCGUUCCAGUUCCACUCGACCUGCUGGCCGUCGUCGGCGACGGAGCAGACCUGCAGCAGCUCGCAGUGGUGGGAAUUCGAGUCCCUGAGUGAGUGAUCGACCACCUACUCGAUCGCCAGAUCAUGACGCGACGAUCACAAGCGGCGGGCCACUCGGACAUCGGAGCACGUAAGGUCGAAGAACACGAGCCCGCAGAGGUGAUCAGCCCCGGAGCGACGGUGUACAUAGCUUCACCAUUAGAUCGAUCAAACUCCAGUUCUCUACGUCCAGGCAGUCUCUUCCCCUCAUCAUCAUCAUCAUCAUCAUGCAAACGAAAUUUUCUCUUUUUUUUCUUCCCCCCUGCUGUCGCUACCAGCAGAUCAUGUAAUCCAGGAACAUGUAGAGAAAGAUCGAAACCAAGCUAUAGAGAGAAGGUCACAUGCGAGCUAGUUGAUUUGCCAUGUUCUUCGA